Molecule: messenger RNA, 345 nt
Organism: Radiomyces spectabilis
Lineage: Eukaryota; Fungi; Mucoromycota; Mucoromycetes; Mucorales; Radiomycetaceae
Exons: 2
Coding region: 78-272 (64 amino acids)
Biological process (GO): phytosphingosine biosynthetic process; ceramide metabolic process
Cellular component (GO): endoplasmic reticulum membrane
Source: RefSeq, a predicted model, not a curated record
UUUUCACUUUAUCGUUCCAUUUUUCCUUUAUUCUCUUUAACAAUUCGAGCUUCAUCUGUUGGUGAAGAGCAGACAUCAUGACGAACAACUUGCUGGAUGUUGAACCCGUCGGAUAUUGGGGACCGAUAACAAGCUCUGUUGACUGGUGUGAAAAGAAUUAUACGCAUUGGUACUACGUAGCAGAAUGGUGGAAUACUCUGUCUGUAUGUAUCGGGGAAAGGUUAAAAAAAAAGGGGAGGGGGAGGGAACAAAGUUUACGGUCAUCAAGGUAGUAGAAACAGGACAUGAUUAAGAAAUAACCAAAUGGCGCUCGCUUCUCGUCCCCCUUGUUAUUUAGAGUUUAGC